This is a messenger RNA of Penicillium brevicompactum, 726 nucleotides long. RefSeq lists its product as uncharacterized. Bases 1 to 726 code for a protein of 241 amino acids. The record is from RefSeq and is a predicted model, not a curated record. The transcript has a single exon. NCBI's taxonomy places the organism in Eukaryota, Fungi, Ascomycota, Eurotiomycetes, Eurotiales, Aspergillaceae.
AUGUCGAACCCUUCGAAUGUGAACACGACAUUGACAAAGACAAAGUGCACUCGAAUCAUUCCAAAGUCUUCGGAUAUGCCCUUCGUUGAGAGAGGGAACAACAUCUAUUCGAUCUUCAUGAUGAGGGAUACGAGAAGUCGGCCGUUUCGAAGUCGAUCCGGCCAACUAUCCGUCGAAGCUUUACAGCCCGAACCUAUCUGUUUAACCAAUUCCAAACUGGCAAUGCAUAAAAAUCCCGGCACCACAGUGACAAUCGGGUUGGAGUUCGAAGGGACAAACAAUCCACCAAAACUUCGGACCGUCGCUAGCCGCCUCCGAGUACUCACGGUAUACAGCGCGACGCCCUGGGAAAACCACCCCGAUGUGAUCCACUCGGAUUCACUUGGCAAUGGCAAUCGGGGGCUUUACAGGGACGACAUCCCAUUGUCCAAAUUAUCCCUCAAGUCUGUCGAGUGGGUCAAACUACAGGGCUUAUCAUACCCUCACAAAGUUGGACCAAAGCCUCGAGUCGAUGAAAGCGAUGCUGUAAUUCAGCCGACCAAAUACACGUCCUCCAUUGUGGUCCCUAUCAACAUUCCUGGCACACACAGCCUUGUACCUACUUUUCAUUCCUGCUUUAUCUCCCGUGUCUACUUGGUGGAACUGAGUCUCUCCUAUCGCCAACAUGGAGUGGCGCGUGUUCCGUCGCGUAUUUCUUUGGUGGUGCCUGUGCAGAUAAUGAAUUAA